AUGGAAUUCGUUUCCAAUUCUCCACCUUUGCUUCCCAACUCAAGUUUUAACAUUAAUGCUGAAAAUAUGAGUUCUGCUGAGGAACAACAGCACUCUGCAAACCUCACAUUCUCUUCUGCAACUUCCCAACAACUUCUUCAACGCAUCAUGUCUCAAUUAGAAUUAUCACCAUUAACUUCAGGAAGGCUGUCUCACAGCAGUGGACCUCUAAAUGGAUGCCUUCCAGAAGAAAAUGAUAGCCCUCCAAUUUCUCCUCCUGAUGACUUUGAAGAUAUAGUAAAGUACUACCGCGCAAACAACACCUUACAACCCUUAUUCACGGCCCCCACUGGUACUACACAUACCGGUCAUGGCAGUACUGGUGCUGCCGGCGCUAGUGCUAGCACACCCGGUGGCAAGACAGUCGGGAGGUGGCUAAAGGAAAAGAGAGAGAAGAAGAAAGAAGAGACAAGAGUACAAAAUGCCCAGCUCCAUGCAGCUGUUUCAGUAGCUGGUGUGGCUUCAGCAGUGGCUGCAAUUGCAGCGGCCACUGCCGCAGCAUCUUCAAGGGGAAACGACGAACAUAUGGCAAAAACAGAUAAGACAUUGGCUUCAGCCGCCAUUCUGGUGGCUGCACAGUGCGUUGAAGCCGCAGAAGCAAUGGGAGCUAAUCGUGAUCACCUCAUGUCUGCAAUAAGCUCUGCCGUCAAUGUCCGGUCUUAUGGAGAUAUAUCAACUCUUACUGCCGCCGCAGCCACAGCUCUGCGUGGAGUAGCUACCUUGAAGGCAAGAGCGUUGAAGGACGUGUGGAAUGUUCCAGCAGCUGUUUCAAAAGACAGAGGGUUAAGCAUAGGUACAGGUCACAAUAGCAGCAACAACAAUACUUACGGAAACUAUUAUGAAGAACUAGCUCCUGAAGAAAACGUUUUGGCUGCUUGUAAUAAAGAUCUGAUGCUCGCUCGGGGCAGCGAACUUCUCAAAAGAACUCGUAAAGGUGAUCUACACUGGAAGAUUGUCUCCGUUUAUAUUCACCGAACUGGAAAUGUGAUGCUGAAGAUGAAGAGCAAAUACGCAGCAAAUACUUUAACCAAAAAGGACAAGAAUAUAGUGUUGGAUGUUUGCAAGGACAUACCUGCAUGGCCAGGGAGGCACUCGUUUGAAGAUAGAGAGCAACGACGAUACUUUGGGUUGAAAACAGAAGCCCGUGGCCUGGUCGAGUUUGAAUGCAAAAAUGAAAGAGAAUAUGAAAUGUGGACACAAGGUGUUUCGAGGCUCCUGUCCAUCGUCGACGAAAGGAUGGUGAAGAAGAAUUCCAGCACAACACGGGGAAGAUGA
Messenger RNA from Fraxinus pennsylvanica, 1314 nucleotides. The record is from the annotation of a GenBank genome assembly. Lineage: Eukaryota; Viridiplantae; Streptophyta; Magnoliopsida; Lamiales; Oleaceae.